Messenger RNA from Polyodon spathula (Mississippi paddlefish), 3040 nucleotides. Its product is annotated as occludin-like. NCBI's taxonomy places the organism in Eukaryota, Metazoa, Chordata, Actinopteri, Acipenseriformes, Polyodontidae. The coding region runs from base 232 to 1737 and encodes 501 amino acids. The transcript has 9 exons. Gene Ontology annotation, cellular component: cytoplasmic vesicle; apical plasma membrane; bicellular tight junction. Gene Ontology annotation, biological process: bicellular tight junction assembly. The record is from RefSeq and is a predicted model, not a curated record.
CUGUUCAGUCCUCCCUCACAUCCCUGCAAGGUGUUUCGUCUCUCUAUUACAUUACUCAUUAACAUAGAUUACAAGUUUCGAGUGAGGAGGACGUAAACAGCAGGCUGGUGUGCUGAAACUGAAGCACAGCGCAUCAGCUAACCGAACCCUGAACUGCAGAACUGAGCUAUUGAAGAAAUCGGGAACGUGUUUUCAGUCGAGGGGAACCAGCUGAAGUUUUUGGGAACCACAAUGUCUUCAAAACCAUAUGGAAGCCCUCCGCCCUAUCAGCCCGGGAGUGGAUAUAACCCGUCAAACUUUGCACCGAGCAGAGACAUAUACGGGGAGCCUAUGGGUUCCCAGCCUGCAUUCUCCUACUAUCCAGAGGAGGAGAAGGAACAGAAUUUCUACAAGUGGAAUUCCCCGCCAGGAAUCAUCAAGAUCCUCUCUGUAAUCAUCGUCGUCCUGUGUGUCGGCAUUUUUGCCUGCAUAGCUUCCACACUGGCUUGGGACACAGACAUGACCAACGUGGGGGGCAUGGGCAUGGGUAUGGGCACAGGAAUUGGGGGGUACGGCGGCACCUAUGGGAGUGGCUUCGGCUCGGGCUCCUCAUCUUACGGCGGCUACAGCGGGGCAGGAUUGGGCGUCGGAGGCAACUACACCGACCCCCGCACAGCCAAGGGCUUCAUGAUUGCCAUGGCCGCCAUUUGCUUUGUCGCGAUGCUGGUGGUCUUCAUCAUCACUGUCUCCAGGUCGAACAUAGGCAGGUCGCGCAAGUUCUACCUGGCUGUGAUCAUCUUCUGCACCAUCCUUGCCAUCAUGAUAUUCAUCGCCACUAUCGUCUACCUCAUUGGGGUGAACCCCACUGCGCAGGCUGCCGGCUCUGCGUUCUACAACCAAGUGGUCAUGCUGUGCGCGCAGUUCCAGAACCCACAGCAAUCAGGGAUCUUCAUCAACCAGUAUCUGUACCACUACUGCGUCGUGGAACCACAAGAGGCCAUUGCCAUUGUGUUUGGCGUGAUCGUCACUGUGGCAUUGGCCAUUAUCAUUUUCUUUGCUGUGAAAACACGCGGCAAGAUAAAUAAAUAUGGGAAAAUGAACAUCAACUGGGAAAAGGAGCAUGUUCCAGUAGAAGGAACAGCCAAUGUCGAGGACUGGGUCAACAACGUGACGGGAGAGCCGGGUGAUCUGGUGUCCGACUAUCCGGAGAAAUUCAACAGCUCAAUGUGCGUGGUGGAUGAGGAGCCCAGCAGAUUCCAGUCCCCUCCUCCUCUGAGCAAUCCUUCCCCCAAAGUGUUCAGCAGCAGCUCGGAUGACCUGUCGACUCAGGGGAAGCCUCCCAAGAGGAGACCGGGUCGGGCCAGGAGAACAGACACACAGGGCUACGACACGGACUACACCACCGGAGCGGAGUCCGGGGAGGAGCUGGACAACGCCGACCUUGAAAGAGAGUACCCACCAAUCAGGGGAGACCAGCAGAGGCAGGAGUACAAGUGCGAGUUUGACGCUGACCUGCAGGAAUACAAGAAGCUGCAGGCGGAGAUGGACGAAAUCAACAAGGACCUGUCUCGACUGGACAGAAAGCUGGACGAGCUGCAGGAGGGGACGCAGGAGUACGAGUCUGUUGCUGAUGAAUUUUACUUAUUAAAGGACGAAAAGAAAUCUGCCGACUAUCAGAAGAAAAAACAGCGCUGCAAAUACCUGAAAGCAAAACUGUCUCACAUCAAGAAGAUGGUCGCUGACUAUGACCGAUCAUGAACACCCCAAUGUACAGUGUGCCAACACAGCCUCUGUGAUACCAGCAUUGAAUCUGUGAGGAGGAGGAGAAAACACACGGGCCAUUCAACUGAGUGCUCGUGAUUUGUAUGUAACUUUUUUGUAUGUGGUUUUAAUUAAAUAAAUAACUAAAAUAUUUGGAGAAAGAGGAUCAGUAAAAUGCUAUAGUGCUUGCCUUGUUUCUGACCUGUCCUAAUUAACAUUAAGUGUGAUCUAUUAAAAAGAACAGACAACUGUUUUUUGUCAAAUCACAUAAUUAAAUGUUUUAGCUGUCAAGAUAACUGGGAGGGUUAAGGUUAUAUAGACUUGUACAACCUUAUCUUUGUGUUCUGUUAUAAUGCAGUGUGUAGCUUAUUGACCAGUGUCUUUGGUUAUGAGUUCUUUUAUUUUUUUAUUGGGCGCACAUUAUUGCAGGUUAACUAUUUUUUUAUAUUUGGUUACUGACCAUUGAUUGAACCCACAGUCACCAGCCUCCACAGACUGCUCUGCCUGUCAUGGUUUUGUCACUGAAAUAAGGGUUGUUUUACCACGUUUAGUGCUAGCAGUAGUUUGUAAAGACAGAUGGAAUCUUCCUCUGUCAUGAGUUUGUUUACUUUUCUGGAAUUGAACACAUUUUGAAAAGUUUUGUAAAUACAAAUGUACGAUUUGAUAUUUGAUUAGAUUUUUAAAAUAUCAGUUUUUGAAUUUGUGUACAUAUAUAUUUUUUUUAAUUCAUUGGUGGUGUUCAUCUGUUUUUUAUGGCAUCUCUUUGUAUAAGCUAAAUAAUAAUUGUUUAAAAAAUAAAUAAUAUGUGAACAGGGAUUGGUCAAAUUACAGCUGUUGCAGUCUUCAAGGAAUCCUAUUGUAUACACUGAAUUACAGCUGUUGCAGUCUUCAAGGAAUCCUAUUGUAUACAUUGAAUUACAGCUGUUGCAGUCUUCAAGGAAUCAUUGUAUACACUGAAUUACAGCUGUUGCAGUCUUCAAGGAAUCCUAUUGUAUACAUUGAAUUACAGCUGUUGCAGUCUUCAAGGAAUCCUAUUGUAUACAUUGAAUUACAGCUGUUGCAGUCUUCAAGGAAUCCUAUUGUAUACACUGAAUUACAGCUGUUGCAGUCUUCAAGGAAUCAUAUUGUAUACAUUGAAUUACAGCUGUUGCAGUCUUCAAGGAAUCAUAUUGUAUACACUGAAUUACAGCUGUUGCAGUCUUCAAGGAAUCCUGUUGUAGAAAUUAAAUUGCCUGUAAGGUUUGGUUUUCAGCAAAUGUUUUAGUAUUAUAUGCGAAAUGUCAUUAAAUGUGAAAGUUCA